This is a messenger RNA of Maniola jurtina (meadow brown), 956 nucleotides long. RefSeq lists its product as uncharacterized. The transcript is spliced from 6 exons. The record is from RefSeq and is a predicted model, not a curated record. The coding region runs from base 95 to 916 and encodes 273 amino acids. Lineage: Eukaryota; Metazoa; Arthropoda; Insecta; Lepidoptera; Nymphalidae.
CAUUGUAAUAUAAUUCAAAUAUCGAUUUCAAUAUUUAAACGCGUUUGAUUCGUCUAUAACAAUUAUUAUUAAAAUCAAAUAGGCAUUCUUUAAAAUGCUAGCUUUUAUACUUGUAAUAUGGGGUUUCGAUUUAGUUUUUGCAAACGCAGAACAACAAUUCAGCCAAAUAUUAUAUGGGAGAGAACUCGACCUCGGCCCUUACAACGGAAAGAUGGAAAUUGGUGUGCUACCAGAACGCUACCCGAACAUGACUGCUGAGGACAAAAAAGCCUCCUACAGUAUUCGCAGACUGCUCGAACUUUUUCGGGAAUCGUUUAUCUCUGGAUUAUAUGGCAUUCCUGCUCUAGAUCCAUAUAUUAAUGAUAAUUUAACACACUUCACUGUAAAUGUACCUUUUUUAACUGGUGAAGUAAAUGUUGCAAAAAUUAUAGUUACUGGUUUGCAAGCUUUCAAAAUAGUGUUGAUCGAGCUUCGACUGGACACCAUUAGAAGCGAUUUCAUCUUCACAGUGCCUCAGUUAAAUGGAAUAGUUUAUUUUCAAGCAUAUCUGGAAUUAGCUGGGUUGUUCCCCCUAAGCGUUAACGGAACAUUAAGAGUUAAUCUUCAAAAUGUAACAGUUGAAGGUGCUAUAGGGGGCUCUGAGAAAAUUUUCCCGCCAAAACAUUAUUACACAUCUAAAGUAUUGCAAAUCCAUUUUCAUGCAGAAGACGUUAAGGUGAGCGUAGAUGGCCUGAAUCUAGAAAGAGAUAUUUUGGAGUCAUUACAAUCGUUAGAUUCAUUGGCCUCAAGUUUUCCACAAAAACCUAUUAAGAAAGUCGUCAAUUAUUAUGUGGCUCAUGAGAUUCUGAAGCAACUGAAUAAUAUUAUUGGAAACUUUUCUGUGCAACAAGUAAAAGCUUAUUUACUUGAUCAUUAGAAAAGAAUCGCAAUUUUUAUUUUUUUAACGUUGAAACUAC